CUCUCAGCUUCUCCUUCGCUCUAGUGCAGUACGACUUAUGCACUUCCAGACCUCACUCCACCUCAUAACUAAAACCAAAAUGUCCUCAUCUGGCACACAGUCGGCAACCUCGAGCUCCUCAGAGCUCUCCCUCCACCGCUGCCACUCUAGCUCGUCUUCCCACUCUUCUUACUCAUCUAAUCGCUCUCAGACAUCGACGUCGUCUUCUGCCUCUGGACACCACAUCAACCUCAACCUCAAACAAAAAUUACACUCUUGGUUCCGGUCCACUCCUCGAACCAAAGUGCCCAAGAUCGUCAUUCACCCACCGGACGAACACGACGUAUUCGUCAAGCCUUCGAUACCGAGGCAGGAUUGGCGACCUUCUGAUGAUGAACAGACAUUGAGCUUUGGUGUUCCGGAGCGGGACGGGAGGGGUAGAUUGUUUGGGUCUGAUGAGGGGGUUUGGUUUCCGAAUGGGCUAUGAAGCUGUGCGGAGUCUCUGCCCGUGGAAGUGGGAGGGUAGGAAUCGCUGGGGGAGCGAUAGAAGUUGAUGUGAUCGCUAAUUUAUUCCCUCCAACGUCUAGAACACGACCGCACCUUGCGUCAUCAAAAUGCACUCGCUCUUCAACACAAUCAUACCCGCCCAUCGCGUCACCGCCGCAUGCCUCUAUAAACAUCUAGACAUAGACACGGGCAUCGGCCGCUCUCGCGUUCGCAUCUUACAUAUAAACUCAAAGCUCGACAAAUCAUCCGCCUCUCCAUCUCUUUGACACUUAUCACAAGCAUGAAUACAAAACGACGACAGUAACACCAAAUACCCACGACUUCAUGACCACCAGGGUUACUCCACCCGGGUAUCUUAAUUCGGCUGUCAUUUACGCAUAUCUAUCUAUCUGGAAGGAGAGGGAUUUGGUUACUAGAGUCGAGUUGCGUGGGACGGAAAUGAUGCUGUACACCGUCUGCAUAGGUUUCUCUUUACUAGAAUUUUUAAUUAGAUUAGCUUGUAUAAAAAUACAUUGUACUUCUAUCUCC
Molecule: messenger RNA, 1014 nt
Organism: Stereum hirsutum FP-91666 SS1
Lineage: Eukaryota; Fungi; Basidiomycota; Agaricomycetes; Russulales; Stereaceae
Exons: 2
Coding region: 38-466 (142 amino acids)
Source: RefSeq, a predicted model, not a curated record